AGAAAAAAACUGAAUAAAAAAAAUCCUUCAAUGUAAGUCAGUUUGGAUAAAAGCGUUUGCCAAAUGCAUAACUGUAAAUGUUGCUAGUGUACCUUGAGUCGCCAGGUCACGUGUGCUCGUUUGUCUUCUUGAAAAAAUAUUUGACAGUUUGGCACAUUUGGCCGCGUCAUCCUCCAAUGCCUUUCUUGUAUUUUUUUUUUUUUUUUUUUUUGUAACCUGGCUCUUUUUUUUUUUUAACUAUCCAUUUUAUUCUUCCCGCGAUUAGCGCACUCUGGCUAACUCACACCACAGCAUUAAUGGUUUCGGUUUGUCUCCAUGGCACCGACCUGGGACACGCGCUUGUGUAGAGGAAGAGAGAGAGAGAGAGAGAGAGAGAGCGCGCACGCGCUCUGACAACAGAAAACGUAACAUUUUAAUGUUAAAUUCAAAUCUAGUGAUAUUAGCUUAGUUAUCAGCCACACAGUAACUUUAACACAUAGAGCUUAUUCUGUGUAUGUAAAAAAAUUUAAAUAAAUUUUAAAAAAGCAGGCGAGUCUGCCAGUCCCAAUUUAUGAGCGGGGCGGAGCGGCCCACCGGGGAUUCUCCCGGUUCUCCCGAUGGCCACCCCGGGCCUGGCCAUAGUCCUUUCGCACCGUUGCUAUGCGACAGAGCGCUAAUCCGGAAACCCAGGUAGCGCAAUUUUAGGAAAUCCUGCGAAGGCGGAGCUUCCUUCAUGCACUUCGGAGGCGUGGCCUUCAGAAGUGUGUGCACUUCAGUUUGGGACUCAGCUAUAGAAAAGGAAGUUAUAUUAUUAAACACGCAGGUGCACAUACGUGCUUUAAAACUACAGUGGGACCCGUACGCAUUAAGUGCACUUUAGUUUUUAUCGUCGAGCUGUAAAAGCAAAAAGUGUUUCUGUUUUGGCGCGUGCUCAAGCUUUACCUGUUUCAUGUAUCCUUAGUUCGCAAAAAAUAAAAAAUAAAAUAAAAUAACACCAAACAACAAAAAACAAAACAAAACAAAACAAAAACACAAGAGGUUCGAUCAGGACUGCAACAAGAUGGCUCAGUAUCGCAGACUCUCAGUCACCAGUGCUGGCAGCAGUACCUCGGAUCACAGCAUGAACGUUCCUGCUGGUGUGAUCAAAGUGCUAAAAGAACAUGGAUACACCAUAGAGCAAGAACUUGGACGAGGGGCUUCAGGAAUAGCGUUUCUGGUGAAAGACACAGAUGGAGACCUGUAUGUGGUCAAACAGAUGAAUUCCAGAGAUGGGGAGGAGCUGGAUGCAGUCAGAAAGGAAGUUGAGAUCCUGAACAAUCUGAACUUUGGAUACAUUGUUACCUAUGUGAAUUCAUUUGAAGAUAAAGAAGCGGGACGUAUUUAUAUUGUGAUGGAGUACUGUGAAGGAGGUGAUCUUUCAAAAGUCAUGGAAAAACAUAAAGAUGAACAUUUUUUUGAAGAAAAACAGAUCCUUGACUGGCUUGUUCAGAUUUGUCUGGCUCUGCAGUAUCUCCAUGAGAAGAAAAUUCUUCAUAGAGAUAUUAAACCUCAGAAUAUCUUUCUGACUGAAGACGGUUACAUCAAUCUAGGCGAUUUUGGAUGCUCAAAUUUUCUUUGCAGAGCUGAUGAAUAUGCCAAAUCAGUUGUGGGUGCAAAUCUCUAUGUCAGCCCAGAAGUUUAUCAGAAGAAAUAUAAGUCCAAGAGUGACAUAUGGUCAUUGGGAUGGUUGCUCCAUGAUCUCUGCAUGCUUGAUGUGUGGGCAGAUAACAUGCAGCGUCACAUAAUUCAUGCAGUCAGCAUGAAAGGAAACCCUCCUCAUAUCUCAGAGAGAUACUCAGUAGAACUGAGAGAAUUAAUCAGACAAAUGCUCAGCCGUGACCCUAAAGACAGGCCUUCAGCUGAAGAGAUUCUAGCAAAACCGUUCCUGGAAGAUGCAGUGGACAGAAACGGCAGAACUCCAGAGACACUGCUACAGAGUUUUAUGAAGUCUAUCAAUGCCUUUGAUAAGGCCUACAACAAGCACUAUAAAGACAUUGAGGAUUUAGUAAAUGAGUGGGGACGAAUAACAGAUUCGAUGGAGUCUGCACAUUACAGUGCCACAGCAGGCAGUCUGUCAGGUUCAGUGAUUGGAGCAGCAGGAGGAAUCACUGCAUUAGUUGGUUUAAUUUUGGCACCGUUCACUCUCGGUGCAUCUCUGAUUGUUACUGGUGUCGGUGUUGGAGUUGGAGUUGCAGGUGGAGUAACAGGUGCCGCAUCCACCAUUACUAAUACUGUACAACAAAAAUCAUUCAGAGAGAGCCUUGAACAAAUUCAGAAAAAGUAUGACUCUGUAAGUGAGCCUAUUCUCACACCGCUGAACACACUGAGAAAGGUACUGAGAAAAAUCGCAAAGUUCAGUUUUUUUUGUGGCACCUCGACUUUUGACAACGUACAAAUAUCAUGCAAUUUAGACAAAAGAAAUAUGUUGUGUGCCACACAACUCAUGAAUUUAGGUCUGUUGGCAAAUGUUAGCAGAAUUGCUACUCAGACUGCAAGAGUAGGACGAGUAGUAGCAGAAGCACUCUCAGGUGUGUUAAGUGGACUACUAGUCAUACUUGAUGUCGCCUUCAUAGUGAUGGAUUCUGUAGACAUUCACCAGAUGAGACAGGGAAAAGUAGAUGAUCCAGAAAAGGUCUCAUCCAGAGUUCUCAAAUCCAUUGCAGAGAUGAGGAGAACACAUAAUGAGCUUUGCAAUGUCCAGAAGGAAAUUCAAAAAACAAGAGAGGAACUAAAAGACUAUAUAGAAUUGGCCAGGGAUGACAUGGAAAUAAACAAUGAUUUAAAUAGUUUAAACAUAUAGUCCUAUAUUGCUCUGAAACCAGAAUUCACAUGUGUAGCACGUUUCCUGUAGCUCAAAUAGUAGAGCAUGGCGCUAGCAACGCCAAGAUCAUGGGUUCGAUUCCCAGGGAAAGCAAGAGCUGAUAAAAUGUCAAAACUGUAACUUGAAUGCAAUGUAAGUCGCUUUGGAUAAAAGCGUCUGCUAAAUGCAUAAAUGUAAAUGUAAAUGUAGCAUGAGUUUUUUGUGAUGUUGUCAAGUUGUCACCUUUUGUUUAUAUAGCACUUUUUACAAUAUAAAUUUUACAAAACAAAGCAGGUUUACAAUGAUAACAGGAAAAAAUAUGAAUAAAUAAAUAAAAUUAAAUAAAAACUGUAUAGCAGAUACUACAUAUCCAUUGUAUACAAGUGUUUUUUUUUUUUUAUUACAUGAGGUGUAGAUUUGUUUAUGAAUUAUAAAAAAAAAAAAAAAGUAAGUACUUAUUGGUGUGUGUGUUUUAUAAUUGUUUUUAGUGAUUUGUGGGUAAUUAAUACAUUUUACCAAGGUAAUAAUUCAUGCAUUCUGUGUUAUGUUCUGUUUUUAUUUCGUUUUCACUUUGUUUGCUCUGUUUCUGUUUGCCUUUGUUUAUAAAUUAAUUCCAUUGGUCACUCAUUCACUCUCUAGUUUGUUGCUAUGGAUAAUCAUUGAUCAUCAGAUUCUGUUCACCUUGUUUUUACACACAUGGUCAGAAUUGUUGGCACCCUUGGUAAAUAUGACCAAAGAAGUCUGUGAAAAUAAAUCUGCAUUGUUAAUCCUUUUGAUCUUUUAUUAAACAAAAUUAAUAAAUAAAUAAAAAUCACACAUCUAACCUUUCAUUGAACUAAAACAAUUGAAAAUGGGGGAAAUCUCAUUAUGAAAUAAAUGUUUUUCUCAAAUACACGUUGGACACAAUUAUUGGUACCCAUAGAAAUUCUUGUGAGUAAAAUAUCUCUGAAGUACGGAGCCCUUUAAAGGACAUUGUGGUGGAAAAAAUCGGGGUGGGAGGAAAAAAUAUUUUCAAAUGUUUUGCGUUCAUUUGAGUUCGGACAAACUCUUCCUGUUUACUUUACAGCUCGCAGUGGUUACAGCUCGCAUGUUCACAAUGGACAUUGUAAACAAUGUUUUAUUUGUAUUUAUGUCUGCACUAUCAUGUAUAUUUGCACUACUUUCUUCUGCACUAGAAGCUCCUGUGGCCAAGUCAAAUUAUUUGUGUGUAAACAUACUUGGUAAUAAAGCUCUUUCUAAACUUUAUUCUUAUACAUAUUGUGCUGCAUUCGAUUGAACUAAUGCAUGCCUGCACAAAGAAAAAUAAAUAAUCAAUAAGCAACUGAUUUUAUUUAAGUUAUCGUGUACAGUGUUGCCAUCUAAUGGUGGACACAACAAGCAACAACGAAGCCUAAUAUAAUCUACUAAAACAUGCUGAAGAAUAUCACUGCUGACGUCAAAACAUUAUUACCUAUGUAUAAUUUAAGAAUCUUUAGCUGUUUCUGACAUUUUCAUCUUUGCACUCUGUAUUCGCAGACAUGUAUCUGUUAUAUAGCCUACCGGAGAACACAUCCCGAACCUCAUUUUCAUGUGAUUAGUUCUGCUGUGUACUGUGUUCAGCCUGUUCUGGGCGGGAGAGCUGAGGAGCAGGAAACGAGGAAGAAGGCGGAAACUGAAAGUGUGCUUGUGAUUUUCAAACUUCAUUCCGGCUAACUUUAAACGAUUUACGCCGUGUUUAUCUUUUUUUUUUUUAUGUAUUAAAACUAAAUUGUAUAGAUAUGUUCCAUGCAUGUUAAGUGCAAUUUAGUUUUCAUCGUCUCUGUGUUAAAAGCACGAUGUUGCUCUGUUUCAACGCGUGGAUUUAAAGCUGGAGCUUCUCCAGUUUCAUCAUAAUCGUUUAUUAGGGCGCAAAAUAUGAGCUCCGAUCAGGACUGCGGCAAGGUUAUAAGAAGUUAAAAGAAGACUGAUGCCAAAUCUGAGUCGCACUGCCACUCCACUGAUGAGUUCAGGACAAUUACUACACGCUAUUCGGCAACAAUGGCUUCACCCAGACCCCGCCAUCGGCGCGGAAGCAUGGAGCUGCCAACUAACAUGCUAUCUGAUAUUUUUCAUCUCAAUGAGGAAUUGAACAGAGUUCAUAAGGACAUUUCCCUAGAAUGCAACAAGUAUAGAGAUAACAUUCAUGAUCUCAUCAAUGAGUUUAAAAAUGGUAACAGACUUGUUAUUCAUGCACUCAGAGGAGCAGUAAUAACUGGACCAAUCGCGAUGGUGUUGUCAGCAUUAUCUUUAUUUUUAAUUGAUGAAGAGGUUUUUGAUAUUGUUGCUGGAGCAGGAGCAGUUGUGGCUGUAGUUGCUGUAUUAUGUGCUGCUUUUGGGCGAUACAGGAAAACACAGCAGGAGAGGAAAUUAAAACGAUCCAUUGAAGAGGAACUUAAGGGAUUUCAGGAUAAAAUGAACCUUAUUAUUGACAUGCUGGAAAAUAUCUGUCAAUGCACUGAGGAAAUACUGAGAGACCCUUCGCUAUCAGUCCACAAAACCCAGGCAUUAAGUGAACAUUUUGCCUCCUGCUUUGAAAAAAGUCUCUUUCAGGAACAUGACAGGACUAAAGUGGUUUCUAAAAUGGAGCAUUUUUCUGGAAAGCUUUCAGAAAUGAUCGCCAAGGUUAGUUCUGUGCCUGAUAUCCUCAAAGAGAUCAUCGAAGACAACAAGAGGCAUCGUGACAAACCAACAAAACCCACAAAGGAACAAAUAAAUAAAAGAGAGUUUAAGGAGAAAGCAGAUAAAUUCAUUAAUGAUAUGCAAAAAGGAAUAUGUGAGUUAAAAAAUGGAGUGAAACAAAUCAGGAAAACAACAGAGAGUAUGUCAAAUCUUUUGAAAUGAACCUGACAAAAUGAAAAAGCAUGAACUGCUGAGACACAAGUUUGCAUUGAAGAAUUUCAACAUUUUAUUUUCCUACAAUGAAAAUAAAAUGGAGUUCAAGGAGAAAGCAGAGAAAUUCAUUAAUGAUAUGCAGAAUGGAAUUUGUGAGUUAAAAACGGAGUGAAAGAAAUCAACCAAAUGGCAGACAGAAUAUCAAAUCAUUUGAGUUCACGUUGGAUUCAGUGACUCUACAGCAUUUACGAAUUUGUGUCUUGCUUAUGCGUUACCUGACCAGUUAAAUGAUCAUUUGUCUUUGUAUGCAUUUGUCCCUCAAUGUUCUGUUGUUCUGUCAUAGGUUUAUUAUUUUAAUUCAUAUUCUAUUAUAUUAUUGUAAUUAUCAUUUUUUUUCUUUCCUUCAUAGUUGUUGUUCUGUGAAAAAGCAAAAACACUAAAAUAAAUGUGUAACAACAACAACACAAAAAACAAACAAAAAACAAUCGAGUUCAACCUGACAAAAUGAAAAAGUGAACUUUCUUACUGGAUUCUCAUGAUAGAGGACAACACAACUAGUGACCAAUAUUAUAUUACAAUAUUACAUUGCAGUAUUAAAUAAUUUCAACAAUUCAUUGUUCUAAAACAGUUAAUGUUAACAGUGUCUUUUUUUUUUCUUGGUUAUGGAAAUUGAUACUUUGUUAAAUGCAGAAAUCCAGGAGUACGAUUGUUUUUGCUCUGCAUUAUUGAUCAAAAUAUGUUUUUUAUUUUGCGCUAUUAUGUGCUUCAUAUUAACCACUUUUCAUAUCAAAACAUGUAAUAAAAUUCACAGAUAAAAAUGUAUUGGAAUUUCUUCAACCUUUAACAUCCUCACCAAGGGGAAAAAACAAUGGAAAAAUUAUUAUUAUUUAUUUAAUUGUUUGUUUGUCUGUUUAUUUAUUUAUUAUUUUUAUUUAGUUGGGGCAGUAAUACAAAGAAUCAAGAGGAAGAACAACUAGUGUCCAUUCAAACAGUGUUAUACAUAUACACUUUACUCUCAGUCAGUAGCUUAAUUUUUCUGCCUUUUACUACAAAUCACACAUGUAUUAAACCAGUAAAAAUAAAUACAUACAUAUUAUGGCAUAUAUAAUGGAAUGAAGGUAACACUUUAGUAUAGAGACCAAUUCUCACUAUUUACUAGUUGCUUAUUAGCAGGAAUAUUUUUAACAUAUUGGCUGUUUAUUAGUUCUUAUAAAGCACAUAUUCUGCAUCCCUAAUCCUACCCAGUACCUAAAUUUAGCAACUACCAUACUAAUUAUUAAUAAGAAGCUAAUUAUUUUAUUGAAAGUUUACUGAUUCAAAAGUUGUAGUUAAUGGUUU
This is a messenger RNA of Onychostoma macrolepis, 7006 nucleotides long. Its product is annotated as serine/threonine-protein kinase dst4-like. The transcript has 13 exons. Gene Ontology annotation, molecular function: lipid binding; ATP binding; protein kinase activity. Gene Ontology annotation, biological process: protein phosphorylation; lipoprotein metabolic process; lipid transport. The coding region runs from base 1040 to 2818 and encodes 592 amino acids. The record is from RefSeq and is a predicted model, not a curated record. Gene Ontology annotation, cellular component: extracellular region. NCBI's taxonomy places the organism in Eukaryota, Metazoa, Chordata, Actinopteri, Cypriniformes, Cyprinidae.